Molecule: messenger RNA, 1107 nt
Organism: Torulaspora globosa
Lineage: Eukaryota; Fungi; Ascomycota; Saccharomycetes; Saccharomycetales; Saccharomycetaceae
Gene: GLN1
Product: glutamate--ammonia ligase
Exons: 1
Coding region: 1-1107 (368 amino acids)
Cellular component (GO): cytoplasm
Molecular function (GO): glutamine synthetase activity
Source: RefSeq, a predicted model, not a curated record
AUGAGUGGUGUUGAGAAGACGCAGAUUUUGCAAAAAUACCUGGAUUUGAGCCAAAAUGGUAGGGUUAUUGCAGAGUACGUUUGGGUAGAUGGUACUGGGAACCUGCGUUCGAAGGGUAGGACUUUGAAAAAGGCAGUUACUUCGGUGGAUCAAUUGCCAGAGUGGAACUUUGAUGGUUCGUCGACCAACCAGGCGCCCGGACACGAUUCGGACGUGUAUUUGAAACCGGUGGCUAUGUAUCCGGACCCAUUCAGAAGAGGCGACAACAUCAUUGUUCUCGCCGAGUGCUAUAACAACGACGGUACGCCAAACAAAUUCAACCACAGACACGAGGCAGCCAAGCUUUUCGCAGCACACAAGGACGAGGAGAUCUGGUUUGGUCUGGAACAGGAGUACACGCUGUUUGACGAAUACGACAACGUGUACGGGUGGCCAAAGGGCGGGUUCCCAGCUCCACAGGGUCCUUACUACUGUGGUGUAGGUGCCGGUAAAGUGCAUGCCAGAGACGUGAUCGAAGCGCACUACAGGGCUUGUCUGUACGCCGGUAUCGAAAUCUCCGGUAUCAACGCUGAGGUGAUGCCAUCGCAAUGGGAAUUCCAGGUGGGUCCUUGCACGGGUAUCGACAUGGGUGACCAAUUGUGGAUUGCCAGAUAUUUGCUAAGCAGAGUGGCCGAAGAGUUUGCUGUCAAGAUCUCGCUGCAUCCAAAGCCUUUGAAGGGUGACUGGAACGGCGCUGGUUGCCAUACCAAUGUCUCCACAAAGAAGAUGAGAUCGCCGGGCGGUAUGAAGUACAUCGAGGCUGCUAUCGAGAGCUUGUCCAAGAGACACGCCGAGCACAUCAAGCUAUAUGGUGCCGACAACGAGCAGAGACUGACGGGCAGACACGAAACCGCCUCGAUGACGGCAUUCUCUUCUGGUGUCGCCAACAGAGGCGCUUCGAUAAGAAUCCCCAGAUCCGUCGCCAAGGAGGGCUACGGUUACUUCGAAGACCGCAGACCCGCCUCCAACAUUGAUCCUUACUUGGUUACCGGUAUAAUGUGCGAGACUGUCUGUGGCGCUAUAGAUAGUGCAGACAUGACUAAGGAAUAUGAGAGAGAAUUUUCCUAG